Molecule: messenger RNA, 1729 nt
Organism: Haliotis rufescens (red abalone)
Lineage: Eukaryota; Metazoa; Mollusca; Gastropoda; Lepetellida; Haliotidae
Product: inositol oxygenase-like
Exons: 1
Coding region: 151-1005 (284 amino acids)
Biological process (GO): inositol catabolic process
Cellular component (GO): cytoplasm
Molecular function (GO): inositol oxygenase activity; iron ion binding
Source: RefSeq, a predicted model, not a curated record
CAGUUCCAGCUGGAUCAUAUAGAUCUAGUCAGCAGGUAUAAAAGUUGGCACGUAAUCGAGAAUGAUUCACUUGGUUACGGACUGUCGCUCGGUCAAGACCUACCCAGUAGAGCUUGAUAUUGUGUAUAGACUAUAACGUGGGAAUAUUUCAUGAUGUCGGUCGCAGUUGAGCCUAUUCCAUUAAUUGAUCCCUCUGAAUAUCGACCUGAGAACAAGAAGGAAAGUGAUUUCAGAGAUUUUCGUAUUCACACCGUCCCCGAAAGAGUAUUCAGGACUUACGAUUUGAUGCACACAAACCAGACACUUGAAUAUGCUAAAAACCGCCUCGAGAGCUGGACAAAAUUUAACCAUGCAGAAAUGACAAUCUUAGAAGCGAUCGAGGCUCUCAAUGGACUGGUCGAUGAGAGCGAUCCUGAUGUUGAUUUUCCAAAUUCGCUACACGCAUUUCAGACAGCCGAGGCAAUACGACAAAAGCACCCGACCAACACAUGGUUCCAAGUGACGGGUUUGAUUCACGACCUCGGCAAGAUGAUGGCACUCUGGGGUGAGCCUCAGUGGGCGGUGGUGGGGGACACCUUUCCCGUUGGAUGUUUACCGGACGAGUCCAUUGUGUUCGGGUUAGAAAGUUUCAGCAAGAACCCCGACAUGAAGAAUGACAAGCUGAACACGAAACUUGGAAUCUACUCUGAAAACUGUGGACUAGCCAACGUGACCAUGUCAUGGGGCCACGACGAAUAUCUGUAUCGUGUCCUCAAAGCUAACGGAUGCACGUUGCCCGAGGAAGCGCUGUACAUGAUUCGCUUUCAUUCCUUUUAUCCCUGGCAUUCGUGCGGUGCCUACAGACACCUGUGCAGCAACAAGGACAUUGACAUGAUGAAAUGGGUCAACGAAUUCAACCAGUUCGACCUGUACACAAAGUCACCAGACAUGCCAGAUGUUGACAGUAUUCUGCCAUAUUACAGCGAACUUGUCGAGAAGUUUUGUCCCGGAAAAUUGCGGUGGUAAAGAGAUAGACUAGGUGAACUUUGAACUCUGAACAGAGGACAUUAAAAUUGGCCAAUAGUUUAGUUUGUUAUCCUCGAUGAAGUGAUCGAUGCCUUGGGAAAUGGUUCAGCGUAUUUUGGCUCCAUGUACUAUCUGCUUUGUUAUUGAUCUGUUCUUCUGUUUACAGCUGUGUAACAACGUUAAGGUAACGUCUGAGGGUCUUCAGGGGAGUGUGUGAAUCACAUUAAAUGGUUGCACGAGUUUUUGCGUAUUGGAAACUGGAUUUUUUCUUUUGAUUAAAUACCUACUUUACAAAGGUAUAAUUCAGAUCUCGAUAGGGAAUCUUAGAUACACAUGUUUUAUUCAUUAGCUGAAUAUGUCCUCAAAUGGCAUAUUGUCAUGGUGAGGUAUGUAGAAUCUAUAGGUCCUAUGGACCAUCUGACAAAGGAUAUAUUUUUUUAUGGAUCAUCUAUUAUUAUGGUGUAUCAGUUAGGUCUUAUUGGGUCUGACACAUGCUAUGAAUUUGACUGGGUAUAUGUUGAAUAUUUGGCUGGAGAGGUAUUUAUUUGUCUCCUCAUGUACCUAUUCCCAGGUUUCUGAUGAGGUACAUCAAUCUAUAUCACUUUGUUUAUAUUGUUAAUCACAAAAUGUGGCACAAAUGUACAUAUCUUGAGAAUACAUUAUUCUGUUACAAUUUUUCAAUUAUGCUUUGCUCAAUUAAUUAAAUAAAUAACCUGAUCUUCUA